This is a messenger RNA of Myxozyma melibiosi, 2213 nucleotides long. Its product is annotated as WD40-repeat-containing domain protein. Gene Ontology annotation, biological process: positive regulation of TORC1 signaling; cellular response to amino acid starvation. Bases 89 to 2134 code for a protein of 681 amino acids. Gene Ontology annotation, molecular function: signaling adaptor activity; protein binding. The transcript is spliced from 3 exons. The record is from RefSeq and is a predicted model, not a curated record. Gene Ontology annotation, cellular component: Seh1-associated complex; vacuolar membrane. NCBI's taxonomy places the organism in Eukaryota, Fungi, Ascomycota, Lipomycetes, Lipomycetales, Lipomycetaceae.
UGCUUUCAGGAAAAGACAGCGACUGAACAGCAGCUGAGAGGUUUAUUGAAGGAUAUCGUGAAUAGCGGCUGCUGAAAGAAACGUAGACAUGGACGGGCUAGGAACCCGGCAGUCGUCGCCGUGGCAGAGCAAGACCUUUGGGACUUCGCUCUCUCUUCAUCUCGACCGUCCCGUGAAUGCAAUGUCCAUAUCUCCUUCUGGAAGGGAUGUUGUUCUUGCCUCCCGAGCCGGACUUUACAUUGUCGACCUCGACGAUCCAUACCUACCUCCCCGCUUCAUCCGACACACGACACCCUGGGAAGUAGCCGACGUGCAGUGGUCUCCUCACGCCGCGAAAUCCAGCUGGGUGAUCUCGACCUCCAACCAAAAAGCCAUGGUCUGGAACCUCGCUCUUCCCUCGACGGCCGCGAUCGAGCGUGUGCUGCAUGCCCACACACGAGCCAUAACCGAUAUCAACUUCCACUCAUUCGACCCCGAGCUCCUAGCGACCUGUGCUGUUGAUGCAUUUGUGCAUGUAUGGGACAUGCGUGCGCCCGCAAAGCCGAUUCAGAGUUUCUGCGACUGGCGCGCGAGCGCAACACAAGUGAAAUGGAACAGACAGAAUCCGCACGUCGUUGCCUCGUCGCACGAUCGCUUCGUGCGGAUUUGGGACGACCGGUUUGGCGCACGGCCUUUGCGAUCGAUAAACGCGCACUCUACAAAGAUCUACGGCGUGGAUUUUAACCGGUUGAAGGAGACACAGCUUAUUACAUGCUCGCUCGACAAGACGGUAAAGUACUGGGACUACAGCAAUCAGAAGGACGAGCCCGUGCGAGUGGUCAACACCGAUUUCCCGGUCUGGAAAGCACGACACACGCCAUUUGGAGACGGCUGCGUGAUCAUGCCCCAGCGCGGCGGCAAAAACGCAGUCUUCAUAAUCAGCAACAAACCUACGAACCCCCACAGCGGCGUUCCGGAUCAAAUGAACCCUGUCGAGGAACUAGUCGGCCACACUGAGCCCAUCAAAGAAUUUCUCUGGCGCACGCGCGGCGGCGAGACCGGGGUUGAUAGCCGCGAAUUCCAGCUGGUGACGUGGUCGAAAGAUCGGGACUUGAGGUUAUGGCAGAUCAGCGACCGCGCGUUUGACGGAGUGGGACAUGUCAAGAACCAGCCGCUGCGGUUCCGCAUGACGAGACUGGGUACGCCGUAUGUCAGUUUCAAUCACGAGCCAGAGACGUUUGCGGUGCCGGAGGCGAUGCCGGGGACACCGGGCACAUCUGCUUCGUUGUCGCCCUUACAGAUCCGACAGUCGUCAUCGUCCGCAGCAUCAGCAGCCGCGGCGCGCAGUGGAUCUAUCGCCCGCUCGCCAUCACAGUCACAUCACCACCACAUUCACCAUUACGGACAUCGACCGUCGACAUCGGCGCCGAAGUUCAAUAAUCCACAGAGCAGGUUUAUGACCAGGGGAGGCAAGGGCCAGGACAAGAUCUCGCAUCUGAACUGGCUUUCCGGCGUACGAAUCGGACGCGCCGCGUUUGCGAGGCCAGCGGAUGAGGAUGGCUCAGCGACUGCAGGAGUGUCUUCUAAUGCGUCACUGGCAGACGGAUCAGCCGGUAUUGGAGAUCAGGGCGCACCAGGUCAGGCGGUUGGAGCGGGAAUGGGAGCCGGUAGCCCAGAGAAUUUCGGCGAGGAGGUUAGUAUAGUUGGGCACAAGUUUCCCAAGAUUGUGUUUGAGAAGAUUGAGGUUGCAAAGGGUGAAAUCGUGGUGACGCUGAACGGACCGUGGGGGCCGGAGGGUGCGCUGGUGUUUAUCCGAUUACAAGCCUGGUUCCCGAGCGAUUAUCCAAAGAAGCAGGAGGAGGGCGAGGAGCAGGAGGCGGAGCAACCGAGGUUGGAAAUCGAGCCUAACAAGGAUAUUGCGGAAGAAGACCUGAAAAGUUUAGAAUCGCAAGUACAGGAGAUUGCGACAAAGUUGUCGGGUCGAGGGAUGUUUUGCCUGGAACCGUGUUUACGGUAUAUGAUGGGAGAAAAGUCGGUGCUGGAUGACCUAGACCGGAUCGGCGGGGAUUUGUUUGAUGUGCCGGAGUUGCUUGCGAGGGAUGAUGACGAUGAAUCAUCUUCUGACGACGAGAUUGUCAUGUCGCCUCCGAAGUAGAUAUGUACAGUAGAUGUAUUAUGUAUGUUAAAUCAGGUCAAGAUAUCAAGUCGAGGAUGUAGAGAAAAGAUGCGCCGCA